Molecule: messenger RNA, 1164 nt
Organism: Prunus armeniaca (apricot)
Lineage: Eukaryota; Viridiplantae; Streptophyta; Magnoliopsida; Rosales; Rosaceae
Source: the annotation of a GenBank genome assembly
AUGAUAUCAAAUUCAAGGGAAAAGGGUUUCCAAGCAAAGCAAGAGGGCCACAACAACACCAAUAAUGAUGGAAACAGUAGUAAUUUCAACAAGGAAUCAUCAUCAAGUACUACUACUUCAAGACAAUGGUCUGGAUUUAGAAAUCCAAGGAUUGUACGUGUCUCGCGCACCUUCGGAGGAAAAGACAGGCACAGCAAGGUUUCCACGGUGAGGGGAUUGAGGGACAGGAGAAUUAGGCUCUCAGUACCAACAGCCAUUCAAUUAUAUGACCUUCAAGACAGGCUUGGACUUAGCCAGCCUAGUAAGGUAAUAGACUGGCUGCUUGAUGUUACUGAAGAUGAUAUUGAUAAGCUCCCACCUCUCCAAGUUCCUCAUGGAUUUGCUCAUCAAUUUCAUCAGCAAAUGCUAAAUCCUCAUCAUUCUCAUGAUCAAGGUCACCAGUCUAACAAUUCUCUUGCUGCUGCUCCUUUCUUUGAUGUAAAUUCUUCAUUUAUGGAGGCAGAUCAUCAAGCUCAUCAAGUAGUUCAUGACCAUCAAAGAAGUUCUACUACUACUAAUGUGGGUGAUCGGAAAGGCAAGUCAAUCAAAACACACGAUGAACAAGAUGAUGAUGAUCAAAAUCAUCAUCAAAAUGGCAAUAUUGGGGGUGGACAACUCUUGGCUCAGAAGCUAUUUCCCCAAGGCAAUCAUCCUUCCUCCAUACCUGGCCUGCUAAACAAUGCCAUGGCAUACAAUUACUAUCAUAAUUAUUCAGAGCCUUCAAGUUUAUCUCUAUCUCAAUUUGGUGGCCAUGGAUUUCCACCAGUGCCCCAAAUAGAUCAUCAUAGCCAUAUGAUGAGCAAUGCCUUAUCAUUUUCAACUUCAAUGCCAUCUGGAUCUCAAUUGUUCUUCUGUCCAUCAACAGCAACACCCUCCCUUUUCGGUCCAUAUCCUCCGUAUAUUACCAACCCGGUAGUGGAGAGAGGUACUAAUACUAGUGAGCCAAGAUCACAAGCCAACCAUUUCCAAUUUUUGAGCUCAUCAAAUUCACCAAAUCUCCUACCAAAUGCUCUCAUGUCUUCUCUUCAGUCUUUGAAAUCCUAUCCAACAUCGGUCAAUCCCAAGCAGCUCCAUUCGAAUUCACAGGAUAACAAUGGAAGCCAACCAAACAAGGACCAUAAUUAA